Messenger RNA from Aegilops tauschii subsp. strangulata, 1312 nucleotides. The record is from RefSeq and is a predicted model, not a curated record. Lineage: Eukaryota; Viridiplantae; Streptophyta; Magnoliopsida; Poales; Poaceae.
CCUUGGGGAGCUGCAGCUGCGGCAUCCCUGCCUGGUGAAGAUGAUCGGCUACUGCUGUGAGGUGUGAGGAGGAGCACAGGCUCCUGGUCUACGAGUUCAUGGCCCAUGGCAGCUUGGACGACUACUUCUUCAAGCGUAUUCCUCCUAGCGUUGUCGUUGACUCUAUCCCCAAUUCCCCAUAUGUGCAAAUCAGAUAAUGACAUCGAAAUGAAUUCAUUUCAUGUGAUGCAAAUUUCAGCUUUUUAUCGUCCUUUGCUGCCAUGGUCAACCAGACUAAGCAUUGUCUUAGCUACGGCGAAAGGGCUGGUGUCCCUCCACAGCGCCGAGAAGCCCUUGAUCUGCGGCGAAUUCAAUGCCUCCGACAUCCUACUGGACUCUGUAGGAGACCAUUCUGAAUCUCUCGCUCUUGUUAAAUGUUAACUACGCAACUUGGGAGGACACAACCGGCUAAUAGUUUAUGCUCCUUCUCCAGGAUAACAAUGCCAAGAUCUCGCUCUCGGGCCUGAGGCUCGACACGAGAGCGAGCGACGGCUCGGUCACCACCACGCGCUCGCGCCUAGGAACUCCGCGCGGCAGCGCACCAGAGUACGUCGUGUCCGGCCAUCUCACCACGAAAUGCGACGUGUACAGCUUCGGGGUGGUGUUGUUGGAGAUUCUGAUCACAGGGAUGAAGUGGAUAGACAUGAAAAGACCAGUCAAGGAGGAGCGGGACCUGCUGGAGCACGCGCGGCCGAAUCUCGAAGACCCGGUUAAACUGGCAGGGAUCAUGGAUAAAGCGUUGAAGGGCAUCUACCCAGUGGCAGCUGCACACAAGGCUGCCCUGGUCACAUACAAGUGUCUCCAUGUCAAACCCGAGGACAGGCCAGACAUGUCGGACGUCAUGAAGACGCUGGAUCUGCUUACCGACGCUGCCGUCAAGGAGGAUCAGUUGCCGGUGCCGGCGCCUGUGUCGCCCAACUCCAACCUACACAGGUUCACCUUCGCGGAGCUGACCGCCGCGACUGGAGGGUUCGCCUCAGGAAACAAAAUCGGCAGCGGCAGUUUCGGGACGGUGUACAGGGGAUCCCUCGAGGACGGCAUCCGACCGGGGCUCCGAGCGCAGCCCGUCGCCGUCAAGAGAGCGCGAGCCGACGACUACCACUCCGAGGAACAUCUGAAAGAUUCCAUAUUCCUGGGGGAGCUGCAGCCGCGGCAGCCGAGCCUGGUGAAGAUGAUCGGCUACUGCUACGAGGGGCUGCACAGGCUUCUCGUCUACGAGCUAAUGGGCCAUGGCAGCUUGGCAAACUACCUCUCCAAUGAACAUGAUUCAUGA